AUGGACUCGGAUAUGGAAUUGCACGAAUCGAUAGAGGAGAAGGACGAUAACAAACCCGAUUCUUGUGCCCCAGAGGGCGGCUGGGCCGGCUGGAUGGCCUGCAGCGCUGGUGCUACCGUCAUGGCUAUGUCUUUUGGCAUGGUCAACUCGUUCGGCGUCUACCAGAGCUACUAUGAGGCCCGAUACCCAGACAUCAGCUCCAAUACAAUUUCUGUGGUUGGCUCGUUGCAAGGAUUCAUGACAUUUGCCGGGGCACUGCCCUCAACCGUCGGCAUGUACUAUCUUGGAUCACAAGCCAUGGUUGCCAUUGGCGGGUUCAUUGCAUGUCUCUCGUACAUGUUUCUGUCGAUCACCAACGCACCGUGGCAGAUAUUCGUGGUACAGGGUGUCAUGUAUGGAUUAGGCUCUGGCCUCAUGUACGUGCAAUGUUCUGCAGUGGUGUUCCAGUACUUUGAUAAGCGUAAGGCUGCUGCAUCCGGAAUCAUCACCGCAGGGGCCAGCGUUGCGGGUGUGUACUGGCCCAUUGGAAUCCGUGGACUCAUUAACAACGUCGGGUUCGGCUGGGGAAACAGAGUCGUCGGGUUUCUGUACGUGCCUAUGGUGGUAUUCUCGGCUAUUUUCCUUAAACCUCGCUUAAAGCCACCAAAGAGAAAACCGGGGCAAAACAUCCUCAGAAUCAACUUCCGCGUGCUCCUCAACUGGAGAUUCCAAUUGGUCAACAUUUCGUUUGCGCUUUGCGUCUUCGGCCUCUUCCCCGGCCUUUUUUACAUGGAUCUAUUCUGUCGAAGAUCAAACGUCAACCAGGCUGUUAAAGACUACAAUGUGGCCAUCAUCAACGCCUCUGCGCUCCUGGGAAGAGUCUCUGCGGGCUAUAUCGGUGAUAGGAUCGGCCGCUUCAACGUGGUGAUCCCCGCAAUGGUUGCAAGCGGCGUGCUACCAAUUGCUCUGUGGAUGCAGGCGGAAUCGACCGCAGCCGUGGUGGUGUUCUGCGUUCUGUGGGGAAUCGCAUCGGGCAUGUUCGUCAGCGUGGGUCCGGCUCUCGUGGGUCAGCUGUUCUCGGACGACCUGCCCUCGUACCUGGGAACGUUCUUCCCAACAUCAAGCGUGACUGCGCUGGUAGGCCCCAUCAUCGGGGGCAUAUUCAUCCCCCAGGGCGACGACUCCGGCACCAAGGGGUUCAACAAAUUGUGCAUCUUUGUGGGCGUGGUGUUCCUAUGCUCGUCGGUCACCUACUCGAUCGCCAGGUUCUCUUACCAGCCCCGGUUGUUUGCCAUCAUGUAA
Molecule: messenger RNA, 1281 nt
Organism: Ogataea philodendri
Lineage: Eukaryota; Fungi; Ascomycota; Pichiomycetes; Pichiales; Pichiaceae
Exons: 1
Coding region: 1-1281 (426 amino acids)
Biological process (GO): transmembrane transport
Cellular component (GO): fungal-type vacuole membrane
Molecular function (GO): transmembrane transporter activity
Source: RefSeq, a predicted model, not a curated record